This is a messenger RNA of Fundulus heteroclitus (mummichog), 4456 nucleotides long. It is a transcript of the gene ganabb, whose product is annotated as glucosidase, alpha; neutral AB. Gene Ontology annotation, molecular function: carbohydrate binding; glucan 1,3-alpha-glucosidase activity. Bases 339 to 3173 code for a protein of 944 amino acids. Gene Ontology annotation, cellular component: glucosidase II complex. NCBI's taxonomy places the organism in Eukaryota, Metazoa, Chordata, Actinopteri, Cyprinodontiformes, Fundulidae. Gene Ontology annotation, biological process: carbohydrate metabolic process; N-glycan processing. The record is from RefSeq and is a predicted model, not a curated record. The transcript has 25 exons.
UAUUUCUUUUAGCAGCCGUUAGCCGCCGUGCUAGCUAACGCGCCGUUGGCAACCGUCCAAACGGUCAUUUACAUCAGCUCAGAUUUGACAGGAAUAAAAACGGACGCGUUUAGUGCAGCUUUGCCUAUUGAAUUACAAAACAAAAAUCAGCGUAAAUCAGAGAUUUAAAUUAUAUUUGGAUAUGCACCGUGUGGCUGCAGGACCCAAUAUAGUAUCGCUUUAAAUACCAUCGAUUUAAGGGCUUUUUUUCUUUACGACCACAACGAGCUCAAAGUUCAGGUCUGAGCUGUGCGUAGUUUACCAACCCCCUCCUCAGGUUUGCAGAGGGUCCCCUCGGGAUGGGGCCCGUCUUGUUGGUCUGGCUGGCCGUGUGCCUCGGCGGGACCUGGGCUGUGGACAAGGGCAACUUCAAGACCUGCGAGCAAAGCGCUUUCUGCAAGCGUCAGCGAGCAAUUAAGCCUGGUGAGUCCCCUUAUCGGGCCCUGCUGGAAACCAUGGAGCUGACCAACACCAGACUCACCCUACAGCUCAUCAAUGACAACAACAAGGUGCGUCUUCUGCUCGAGCUCUACCGUCUCCAGGGAAACAUAACGAGGGUGAAGAUUAACGAGCUGAAGCCGCUGAAGCCCCGCUACGAAGUCCCAGACGUGCUCAUCAGGGAGCCGCCCACCGAGCCUCUGUCUCUCCUGUCCCAGGAUGAGAACGGCGUGGUGCUGUCCCUGGGGCCGGAGUCCCAGCGGGUCAUCGUCAGCGCCCGGCCCUUCAGGCUGGACAUCGUGGAGGGACGCGACGUUCUGAUGUCCCUGAACUCGCGCGGUCUGCUCGGUUUCGAGCACCUGAGGAUGCGCAAGGACACUUUCUCCUAUAAAGUAACUAGCACAGUGGCUAGCGUGUGGAAUAAUAUCAAGAGGGUAUUCUCUAGCAGUCAGGCAGAACCUGAGACAGACAACAAGGAGGGAGCAGAUCCGGCAAACCAGGACGAGAACACAAAAGAAGAGGAAGAGAAAGUGGAAGACGGGAUGUGGGAGGAGACGUUUAAGUCGCACACGGACAGCAAACCGAACGGUCCAUCUGCCGUCAGUUUAGACUUCUCUUUGCCAGGCGUGGAGCACGUCUACGGCAUCCCGGAGCACGCAGACACCCUCAAACUGAAAACCACAGAUAGCGGGGAUCCGUACCGGCUUUAUAACCUGGAUGUGUUCCAGUAUGAACUGUAUAACCCCAUGGCCCUGUAUGGGGCUGUCCCAGUGAUGUUGGCGCACAACGCUCAGCGCACUACAGGCAUCUUCUGGCUCAACGCUGCAGAAACCUGGGUGGAUAUAAGUUCAAACACUGCAGGAAAGACCGUGUUUGGGAAAAUGCUGGAUUACGUUCAGGGCUCCAGUGAGACGCCACAGACGGACGUCCGUUGGAUCUCAGAAAGUGGGAUCAUAGAUGUCUUCCUCAUGCUGGGACCAACUCCCAGAGAGGUCUUUUCUCAGUACGCCUCUCUAACAGGCACUCAGGCCUUCCCUCCUUUGGCCUCACUGGGCUACCACCAGUGCCGCUGGAACUACAACGACCAGGAAGACGUGCGUUCGGUGGACGCCGGCUUCGACGAGCACGACAUCCCCUACGACUUCAUUUGGCUCGAUAUCGAGCACACGGACGGGAAGCGCUACUUCACCUGGGAUCCUCACAAGUUCGCAUCACCAAAGGAAAUGCUCCAGGGUCUCAUGGACAAGAAACGCAAGAUGGUAGCGAUUGUGGACCCUCACAUCAAAAUAGACACCAACUAUAAGAUCCACAAUGAGAUCAGCUCCCGAGGUUUCUAUGUGAAGAACAAAGAUGGCGGCGACUACGAAGGCUGGUGCUGGCCUGGUAGUGCUGGAUAUCCAGACUUCACCCGUCCUGACAUGAGGGCCUGGUGGGCCAGCCAGUUCGCUUACGAUCAGUACGAGGGCGCCAUGGAGAACCUGUACACGUGGAACGACAUGAACGAGCCGUCCGUGUUCAACGGGCCGGAGGUCACCAUGCACAAAGACGCGCUGCACGGAGCCUGGGAGCACCGCGACGUGCAUAACUUAUACGGCCUCUACGUGCACAUGGCCACAGCGCAAGGUCUGAUAGAGAGGUCUGGAGGAGUUGAGAGGCCGUUUGUCCUCACCAGGGCCUUCUUUGCUGGCUCCCAGCGCUACGGCGCAGUAUGGACUGGAGAUAACGCUGCUGAGUGGGACCAUCUAAAGAUCUCCAUCCCCAUGUGCCUGAGUCUGAGCCUGGUGGGAAUCUCUUUCUGUGGCGCUGACGUGGGCGGUUUCUUUAAGUCUCCGAGCACCGAGCUGCUGGUACGUUGGUACCAGACGGGAGCUUACCAGCCCUUCUUCAGGGCCCACGCCCACCUGGACACGCCCCGCCGUGAGCCCUGGCUGUUUGGCCCAGAAAACACGGCGCUGAUCCGUGAAGCCGUGCGCCAGCGCUACACAUUCUUGCCUUACUGGUACCAGCUGUUCUACCUCGCAUACCACACCGGAGAGCCCGUCAUGAGGCCGCUUUGGGUGGAGUAUCCUCAGGAUCCUGCUACUUUUGCUCUGGAUGACGAGUUCCUGCUUGGCCGGGACCUGUUGGUGCAUCCUGUAACCGAAGAGGGGGCCAGGGGAGUCACCGCUUACCUGCCCGGCAAGGACGAGGUCUGGUUCGACAUCCACACCUUCCAGAAGCACAACGGAGGCCAAAACCUUUACAUCCCUGUCACCAUGAGCUCUAUUCCCGUGUUCCAGCGCGGCGGCUCCAUCAUUCCCAGGAAGCUAAGAGUUCGCAGGUCGUCCACCUGCAUGGAGGAUGACCCGUACACUCUGUACGUGGCGCUCAACAAUCAGAGAACGGCCGAGGGAGAGCUGUACAUAGACGACGGCCACACUUUUAACUAUGAAAAGAAGGAGUUCAUCCACAGGAGGUUUUCCUUCUCCAACAACGUCCUCUCCUCUGUUAACCUUGAACCAGAAGCCCAGUUUACAACCAAGUCCUGGGUGGAACGCAUCAUCAUCCUGGGAGCCAGUAAUCCCAGCACCAUUACCCUGAGAACUGCUGAUGGCAUAAACCAGCUGGAGUUCGAUUUCGACGCCUCCAUGUCUGUGUUGACGAUCCGCAAACCCGGCAUGAACGCGGGGGCAGACUGGAGCGUGAGCCUGCAGUAACUCCAGAGACGGGCGUCUAAGAGAACGACUGAACUCGACUGAAACAAGAGGCAAUGGGCAGAGGAGGGAAUAGACAGAAUGCCCAAAUCCUCCAGACUAACCAGAGCAGGACAGCAGAGUGACUGCAGAAACCCUCCGAUCCAUCCACACUAACACAAUCUGUUUGUUCAUCUAAGACACUCACUCUGCCAUUUCCCUUUUGUGUUCAGUCGCACUGUAAGACCUGAUAACGAUUUAAAAAAAUUACGACUAGAUAGAGAAAUAGGUUUGUGAUGUUUCAGGGAAGAAACUAAGUGGGUCAAGCCGUGUCACUUUUACCAACCUUUGGGACUUUUAUUUUGCUGUUAAAUCUUCCUCUAGGUUCAGCACACAGUCUGCCUCAGCUAAGAAACACAUCAAUGAUUCAUGGCGUUUCUAAUGAAGGUUCAUAUUCUCAUCACACACUCCACCUGCUGCUGAUCACUUUCUGCAUUUAAAGAGAUCAAUAUCAUUCCUCUUUUUAGGCAAAAUCCUCCAAUCGGGUAAGCGCUCAGCCUUCUUUCCUGGUGCAAAUUUAAAUAUCGAAGGACGUCUUAUCAACAGCUUCUUUUAUGGCUCUAAUCUUUUCUCAUUGCUUUUGUUUUCCAUUGUUUCUGACUCCACAAAGACGACUUUUUAUUUAGCCGUCCUCAGCAACUCGUUUUCAUCCUGUUUGUAGAUUUUUCUCUAUCCUGAAUGGAAAUUCUUCUUCUCAGUUUUUCUAUGUUGUAAUUUUUCUUUUUCGCACAGAGGGGGGGGGGCUUUUAAACUGUAAAUCACCCCAGAAGAGUGAACCCACUCUAUCCGCUGGUGUGUUUUCUGUUUUGAGCCAUUUCCCCCUAUGUAGGCUGUUUUUAUUGCACUUAAACAAGGGUGAGCCUCUAAAAGGUAUUUAGAUUUUCACGUGUUUCCUAGGCAUUAGUUGAAAUCUUAAGGCGGGUUCUGAUAUUUAGAUCAACUAAAAUCAUUGAAAGCCGUUCGGCCUACAGAUGUCCACUGAAAGCCGUCUGCUCUAUAGAAACAUUUGUCCAAAAUGCACAUGGAUCUGGCAUCAAGUCAAGUCAUCUGACCUGCAAGUUUGUCUGGCUGCUUUUAAGAGCAUAAAUGUUUCCGCUGCGUCUUUUUUUUUUUUUUUUUUUUUUUCCAAUGGCUUGAAUUGGUGAAAACGGAAGUUAAGGAUUGCACUUGAGCUGUAAAAGGUUUUCUGAUUUACUUUUAACAGAUGAGACCAAGUGAAAAUAAAGUUGACCAAAUGUGAAAACUAA